Messenger RNA from Arachis stenosperma, 1979 nucleotides. RefSeq names its product probable DEAD-box ATP-dependent RNA helicase 48. Lineage: Eukaryota; Viridiplantae; Streptophyta; Magnoliopsida; Fabales; Fabaceae. The transcript is spliced from 2 exons. The coding region runs from base 112 to 1512 and encodes 466 amino acids. The record is from RefSeq and is a predicted model, not a curated record.
CAUGAGAAAUUAUUCCGUCACCGGCUGAAUUUUUCGAUGCCGAACUAGGAAGGUGUGGCAGGCAAAAACUGGUUGUUUCCGCUUUCUCCAUCCUUAUUUCCACCGCAGAGAAUGAAUCUUUUAAUCCCCAAUAUCCCACAGCAGAUCUCAUUCUCCAAAUCAGUGUCACUGUCACUCUCAGUAUCGGUGACACCCACUCCCCAGCCCCCCGUGCGCCCUCGGUUUCCCGCCAUAAUCCGAAUGGGCGGAGGACCGAGGACGUACCCGGGCGGGGUCUCCAAGUGGCAGUGGAAGCGCAUGCAGGCCAAGAAGGCCAAGCAGCUCCUCAAAGCCCGCCUCUCCCGCGAGCGUCACAUUUAUGAGAUGCGCAAGCGGGCCGAGCUCCGGGCCGCCGUCUCCGACCUCGAGAGACCCUGGGAGCCCGUCCAGCAGGCCCCUACCUUGUUCUCUGUUCGGGCCGAUGAGCAAGUCAAGGUCCUCGCCGACAGGUUUCAAAGACCUGGUGGGUUUGACCUCUGGAGCGAGAAGGACGGGCCUCAGUUGUUUGAAACACCUGAUGAGUUGCCAUCUGCAAGGUUCUUCCCCAAAGGGGUUGUUCAUAGUAUCAGGCCUUAUAGGAGGAUUGAUGCUGAUGAGUUGCUGGGGAAGGGUAGCGGGGUUAGUGAUCAUAGAGAUGGAGAGGAUUCUUCUUCUGCUGCAAGGUUUUCAUCUGAGGGUCUGGAUGAUGAGUCUGAUGAUCAGGAGUGUUCUUCAGCUUUGUUGAGCUCUUCAGAGAAUAAUGGGGUGAGUGUUGAUGGUGGAUUGAAGAAUAAUGGGAGGAAUAGGAAUGCGAGGAAGGGAGUGAAUUCUGGCGGCCGAAUGAGGAAGAAUAGGAAUGGAAACAGGCUUAUGUCAGAGGGUGGUCGUGAUGGGUUUGAUAAUGAAGUGUGUUCUUCUUCUUCUCCUUUGAGUUGUGGAAGAAGUGGUGGGAAUUAUGAUGGUAGAAUGAGAAGGAAUACGAAUGGAAGGAGGCCUUUUUCAGAGGAUGAUGAGGAUGGAUCUGAUGAUGGAGAGUAUUCCUUUUCUCCUUUCAAUUCUGAGAGGAAUGGAGUUGACGGCAGAAUGAGGAAGAAUGGCAAUGGAAGGAGGUUUCCAUCAAGGGAUGUUAGUGGGUCUGAUGAUGGAGAGUAUCCCUCUUCUCCUUUUAGUUCUGAGAGGAAUGGAGGGAAUGUUGAUGGGAGAGUGAGGAAGAAUGGGAAUGGAAGGAGGUUGGCAUCCAGGGAUAUUAAUGGGUCUAAUGGGUCGUACUCUGGCCAAGUUGGUUCUGGUAUGAGGCGGGGUCGGGGUAAUCCUAGUGCCAACAGAAGAGGUAGUGCCAACAGAAGAGGUGGAACAUACAGUAGCAGAAAUUCAAGCUAUGAUUCGCCAAGAGUCAGAGAUUCUAAUUCUGAAGUUUAUGAUAUGGAUUUGCAACAGGAUGGAAGUUACGGGUUCCACAGGAAGAGUGAGCAAUCUAAAUCUAGAAAUUGUUAAUGGUUUGAACACUCAGUCAAUCAAGGCAUUGUAGAGGAUGAAUCGAGUGCUGCUAUCGGCAAAAUGUUUCUUGAGGAAGGUGACAGAUGCGGAAAAUGUAUUGCCAUUUUGGUAGGCCUUUCUAGUCAGCUUAAUUCCUCAGAAUUUAUUGAUUCCAUGAAAACAACAAUGUCUUGUCUGAAUAUGCGGCAAGUUGAAUUUGCACAAGGACCUGUCAAAUACUAUAUUAUUUUGUAUAUAUUACAUUUGAGUCUUGAAAGAAACAUUACUCGUUAUAGCUAUUUAUCAUUUAUGUCUUUAGUUGAAAUCCAUAGAAGUUUUAAUUUUCAUGAUUGCCAUGUAGUUCUUCCUGGGUGAUCUGUUCUUUAAUUCUGUGGUAACUGACCUAAAGUAUUAGUACGAAUGAGGUCAUAGAUUUGUUGAAACAAUCUCAAUAUGAUGAAUUGCUGAUCAAUUCCUAAAUUGUA